Molecule: messenger RNA, 3509 nt
Organism: Platichthys flesus (European flounder)
Lineage: Eukaryota; Metazoa; Chordata; Actinopteri; Pleuronectiformes; Pleuronectidae
Gene: coch
Product: coagulation factor C homolog, cochlin (Limulus polyphemus)
Exons: 15
Coding region: 61-1737 (558 amino acids)
Source: RefSeq, a predicted model, not a curated record
AUCUCCUCUCCUGCUGCUUCCUGGAUUAAAGCGUCUUGUGAAGAACCCGUCAGUGCAGAAAUGUCUUUUCUGUCCGUCCUGCUGCCUCUGACAGGCCUCCUCCUCCUCCUCCUCCUCUCCUUCAUGUCCUCAGUGGACAGCUCAGAGUCCAGCGUGCCUCACCCGAUCUCCUGUGUGACCCGGGGAGCCGACCUGACGGAGGACGGGGUGGUGCUGCUAUGUCCUCCUGACUGCACCCAGGGGGGGGGGUCUGUGUUCGGGACGGGAGUCUACGCCUCCGUCUCCUCCGUCUGUGGAGCUGCUGUCCACAGGGGGGUGCUGGGUCCGUCCGGAGGCCCCGUCAGGGUCCACAAGCUGCAGGGCCGUCACAACUACAUGAGCUCCUACACCCACGGCAUCCAAUCACAGCCCCUGAGCCAGUGGAGCGCCUCCUUCCGCCUCACCAAGCCUGUGAAUGUUCCAUUAGAGCUGACCAGUGUCACCAGUACCACAGCUCUUCCUGCAGCUGCACGACCAGUGAAGAAGCCUCAGAAGAAGCCCUCAGUGAAGAAAGCUCUGACAGGUGGAAAUAAAGACUGUCAGAUCGACAUCGCCAUGCUGAUCGACAGCAGUAACAACAUCGGACAGCGAAGGUUCAACUUGCAGAAGAACUUUGUCGUCAAACUGGUCUCCAUGUUGAGGGUGGGACCGACUGGACCCCAUGUGGGCCUGAUACAGGCCAGUGAUUCUCCCCAGACAGAGUUCCUCCUCACCAACUACACUCAACCUAAAGAGCUGACGUUUGCCAUCAAGGAGGUGUCUUACCUGGGAGGAAACACCAACACAGGUAAGGCCAUCAUGCAGGCAGCAGAGACCUUCUUCCUCCAGGAGAACGGGGGGAGGCGUGGUCACCCGCGGGUCAUGAUGGUGCUGCUUGAUGGUUGGCCCUCUGACGACCUGGAGCAGGCGGCCCUGUUGGCACGUGAGUCCGGCAUCAACGUCUUCCUGGUUUCCGUGGCCAAGCCGGCGCCGGAGGAGCUGGCCAUGGUGCGAGACAAGGACUUUAUGAAGAAGGCGGUUUGUAAAGAUAACGGCUUCUUCAGCUACCUGAUCCCCGGCUGGUUCACCACCACCAAGCACGUGAGACCUCUGAGCCAGAGACUCUGCUCGCUGGACGCCCUGCUCUGCAGUAAAACGUGCUACAACUCGGUGAACAUCGGUUUCCUGAUCGACGGCUCCUCCAGUGUGGGGGAGGGGAACUUCCAGCUGGUGCUGGACUUCCUGGUGGGAAUCACCAGGAGCUUCGAGGUGUCGGACGUCGGCGCUCGCGUCGGAGCGGUGCAGUUCACCUACGAGCAGCGGCUGGAGUUCGGUCUGUUCGAUCACCACGACAAGGAGGAGGCCAUCACCGCCCUGAAGAGGAUCCACUACAUGAGCGGAGGGACGUCCACAGGGGAGGCCAUCAGCUACACCACCAACAAGCUGUUCAGACGAACGGGACCAGGACGCAACUUCCUCAUCGUGGUGACAGACGGCCAAUCGUACGAUGACGUGAGGCUCCCGGCGCUGGAGGCCCAGAAACAAGGCAUCACCAUUUACUCUGUGGGCGUGGCCUGGGCCCCCCUUGAUGACCUCAGAGCGAUGUCAUCGCAGCCCAAAGAUAGCCACACCCUCUUCACCAGAGACUUCACCGGCCUCACGGAGUUCAUCCCUCUGAUCGUCAGGGGCAUCUGCCGGGACUUCACCGAGAGCAACUGAGAACACACACACACACACACACACACACACACACACACACACACACACACACACACACACACACACAGACACAGACACAGACACAAACACACACACACACACACACACACACACACACACACACACACACACAGAAACACACACACACACACACACACACACACAGACACAGACACACACACACACACACACACACACACACACACACACACACACAGAAACACACACACACACACACAGACAGACACACCCACCCACACACACACAGACACACACACACACAUAGACAGACACACACACACACAAACACAGACAUUGUAAAUAAACACUUCACACGUUAUCAACAUGGACAGAUAAGAUUUACACUAAGAACCUUUUUCUCUUUGAUGAAGGAGGCGUUGGAUCCUCAACACAUAUGAACUCAUUCACUUCACAACUCAGAUUAUCUUUCAAAUUUAAAUCGAACACUAUGAAAAACUUUUAAUAAUUCAAUAACUUGGAUCAUUUGACAAACCACAGAUUAAAGAUGGAAACGAGUCUGUGAUGAAGAUGAAUUUAUGAACUGUAGCUGUGAGAUCGUUCAGAAUCUAAGAUUCUUCAUUAAAUUAACAUAAUGAGGAAACUGGAGCAGAAAUGAUCUGCUGUGAAAAUGAGAUCAGAUUCAUAACUGUUCAUGUUUCAGUUUAUUUCUUAUUGACCAAACUUUAUAUCUGUAUCUUUAAUUCAUAUGAGAUCCUGUACAUAACAUUUCAGUUUGAGAAAACGUCUCGUGAUACUUUGUUCUUUAGAAAAAUAUCAUUAAUGAAAAAUAACACAAAUUAAAAAUGUAUUUUAUUUCUUUUUUUAUACAUUUAGUGGCAGUUUUUUUAUUGUUAAAUGUGAAGAUUUCACUUCUUGUGACUGAUGCACGAUAUUUAUCUGAAAAUGUUUCACGUGUUUUCUGGAGGUUUUGUUUCUGAUGUUUUUUCUGUCCAACAUCUUUGACUCUGGAAAAAAAUCACAAGAAGGUUUUUAACAAAACGUUGAAUUGAUUCUGAACUUUUCCAUUUUGAGUAAAACAGACUGAGCUUCAGGUCGUGUUUAUUUAUGUGUUUUUUUAAUAACUUUAUCUCUUUGUAAGAAAAACUCUAGAGCACCGAGUUUCAUCUUCUUCUCCUUGCGAACAUUUAUCUGAAAUUGAACUUGAUUUUUUCCAAAACCUUUAAAGUGCACAUGACAUUUUCCAUCGUACAAAAUUCAUUGUUCUUGUUUAUACGUGAACAAAAUGUUUUUAAUUGGUUCAUCACAAUGAUAAUUAUAUUUUUUGAUGUCAGAAAGAAUCAAGAGAAACGAAGUUGUUAAGUAUUUUGCAUAUCUAGAGAACUUUGUCUCAGAGGGAAGAAACUUAUUCACAGUCUUUGUACUUUUAAUUAUUGAUUCACUCAAACUGAUAAAACUCAGAGUUAAAUCCUUUGAACAUGUUCUUUUUGUAUUGUAUUUAUAUAAACCCCUCCCCAAAAUGGAAUAAACUUUUACUUUAAUAUCGUUACAAAGGGAUUGUGUAGAAAGAAACUUCUAUAAGUAAUAAACCGUGGAUGUGUUCUUUCUUGUUGUUUGACAUUGACACAGAUGAUUAUUUCCCCUUUCAUAGAAUCACUUUAUUAAAUGUUUGUAGUUUUUGAAAAGGAAAGAGAUGAUCAUGUAAUUUAAAGAACAUGAAAGAGAUCAUGUGUAUGAAUUCUCUUCUGUUUGUAAACGUCUCGUGUUUCAUAAAUAAAGAACUCAUCUUUUUA